Scheffersomyces amazonensis is the source of this 975-nucleotide messenger RNA. It is a transcript of the gene TAF19, whose product is annotated as Taf19p. Bases 28 to 708 code for a protein of 226 amino acids. The record is from RefSeq and is a predicted model, not a curated record. The transcript has a single exon. Gene Ontology annotation, molecular function: protein heterodimerization activity. Gene Ontology annotation, cellular component: transcription factor TFIID complex. NCBI's taxonomy places the organism in Eukaryota, Fungi, Ascomycota, Pichiomycetes, Serinales, Debaryomycetaceae. Gene Ontology annotation, biological process: transcription by RNA polymerase II; RNA polymerase II preinitiation complex assembly.
ACUAUAUAGUAUAUAUCCAACUUAAUUAUGGUAGAAGAAAGUGUAGAUCGAGUAGAAUCAGAUAAAACUAAUAGUGGUAGUAUAAUUCCUCGAAUUCCCUUACAAACAGGAGGAUUUGGAAUGUCUAUUAGUGGAGGUUAUAGACCAACCAUACGACCUCAAUUACCACCUAUAACUAAUAAUGUUAAUAAAAAGAGAAGAAAGAAACAAAGAAUCUUUGCUAAAGAUAUUGAAAAUUUAUUAUAUGCUAUGGGAGAUCGACCCACAAGUACUGAUAUGACUGUUCAAGCAUUAGAAGAUAUUUUAAUUGAAUAUUUAACUGAUAUUAGUUAUAAACUUGCGGGAUUUGCAAAGACUCAAAAUCGGACUCGAGUUAAACUUAAUGAUUUAAGUGUAGUAUUAAAGGAUGAUCCUGUUAAAUUAGCUAGACUUCAUUAUAUUAUGGAAACAAGUUAUAGAAUUGAAAGAGCUAAGAAAAUGUUUGAAGAUAAGGGAGGAGAUGAUGAUGAAGAUGAUGAUGAAGAUAAUGAUGAAGAUAUAGGAGAAGGAGAAGAAGAAACUAAUAAAGAAUCUGGUAGUAGUAAUGGAGCAGUUAAAAAGGAAAAGAGAAAGUAUACAAAGCGAACAGAUAAGGGUAGUAAAGCCAAGAAGAAGAGGAAAGUUACUGGGAAUGUAAUGUUUAAGAAUGAAGAUGAUGAUGAUAAUUAGUUAGUAGUAUAGUUAGUAGUAUAGUAAGUAGUAUUAUAAGCUUUAGUAUAAUUAUAAGUUAGUACUAUCAUUAGUAUACGCUAAUAGUAUAUAAGCAAUAAGUAUACAACUUAUUUGUAUUAGUUAUACCUCUACUAUAUUUCAAAUAUUUCAAAUAUUUCAAAUAUCUCUGACUUGUAGUUGCUAUAGUGAUCUGCACGUGACCCACGGCACAUUUUUUUCACCAGAGGCAAUGAAGGAUCAUAGUCGGAUGAAGUCAUAGUUAUA